GAUAGUGCGCGCAAAAUGAAUAUUGGACUUUGCGGGCUUUUUGUUUUCAGCAAUAAAUCCGCAUGUUUGUAAAUCAUUUCGCAGGCAUUAUUGGUUAUUUUGAUUGUUAUAAAAUACUCCUCUUAAAAUCUUAUGGCAUCUGGAAAUUCUGUGAUGGUAUCAAAUCAAAUGAAUUCCUCACCAACUCCAAUCGUGGCAUCGGAAAGUUCAGGUCAAAAUAAUGCUUCGACCUCUGAGACUCCUCGUCAUCAUGGAAGCCUUCAUGGAGAGGCCCACCCCCCUCCUACGCAGCUUAUUAAGCUGAAUUCCUUAGCUGGUCCUUCAGUUGUUAGAAAGGAAAAACUCCAGACCUCUUCUCGUUUCGGUGCUCCCAAAAGCCGUGAGCUAAAUCCACUCCCAUUGAUUAAAGAUGCUGACAGUCAGGAGAACCGUGAAGACCUUUUCAUUCAAAAAUUGAAACAGUGUUCAGUAGUGUUUGAAUUUGCCCCUGAUUUAUUGAGUGAUCUCAAAGACAAGGAGGUGAAAAGAGCAGCAUUACAUGAAUUAACUGAAUACCUAACUGAGAAUUCUGGUAUAAUUACGGACUCUAUCUAUCCAGAAGUGGUGCGUAUGGUAGAAGCAAAUCUCUUUCGUACUCUACCACCACCGAGUAAUCCAUCUGGUGCAGAAUUUGAUCCUGAAGAGGAUGAGCCAACUUUAGAAGCUGCAUGGCCUCACUUACAGUUGGUAUAUGAAUUCCUUCUUCGUUUCAUUGAAUCGCCUAAUUUCCAGCCAAAUGUUGCUAAACGUUAUUUCGAUACUAAAUUUGUAUUACAGUUCUUAGAAUUAUUCGAUAGUGAAGAUCCGCGUGAACGUGAUCUUGUCAAAACAAUUCUUCAUCGUGUUUAUGGCAAAUUUCUUGGAUUACGUGCAUUUAUACGUAAACAGUUUGGUAAUAUAUUUUACAAAUUUAUUUAUGAAACAGAAACGCAUAAUGGUAUCGCAGAAUUGUUAGAGAUAUUAGGCAGUAUCAUCAAUGGAUUUGCAUUACCAUUGAAAGAAGAACACAAAGUAUUCCUCAUACGUGUACUCUUACCUUUGCAUAAAGUGAAAUCAGUCAGUUUAUAUCAUGCUCAAUUAGCCUAUUGUGUUAUACAAUUUCUAGAGAAGGAUCCAACACUUACUCAACAAGUUGUCCUAAGUUUGUUAAAAUUUUGGCCUAAAACGCAUAGCCCCAAGGAGGUGAUGUUUUUAAAUGAAUUGGAAGAAAUUCUUGAUGUUGUUGAUCCAUCAGAAUUUCGUAAAAUUAUUCGUCCACUUUUUACACAAUUAGCCAGAUGUGUAUCAUCUCCUCACUUUCAGGUUGCAGAACGUGCCCUGUACUUUUGGAGUAAUGACUACAUCCUUCAACUGAUGCAUGAUCAUGUUGAAGAAAUUUUACCAAUUAUGUUUCCUGCUUUAUAUCGAACAAAAGAGCACUGGAAUAAAACUAUUCACGGUCUUGUAUACAAUGCGCUGAAAUUAUUCAUGGAAAUGAAUCAGAAGCUAUUCGACACGUGUACACAACGAUAUAAAGAAGAAAGACUGAAAAUUCGUGAAGAUGCUAAGCGUCGUGAACGUGUAUGGGCAACAUUACAGGAAACUGCUAAAGGCAAUCCAUUAUACGCUGUUGUAAUGAAAGAGGCAGUUAGUCCAGAUCAACAACAACCAUCCAAUUCUACAACAACACCGAUGACAACAACGACAUCAUCACCCUCAUCAUCUCCUGCUGCUAUGGGUGAUUAUUGUGUAAAUAACGGAACUCCAUCGUGCAGCAGUAAUGCUGUGGACAAUGAUGAUAGCCAAACUGGUCAAGAUGAAGAUGUAAGCAGUUCUCUGAAGAAUCUUCAGCGUGAAGCCGAGGAUAAUCCGGGAAUUCGUGGCAUAAUCAAUGAUAGACGUCGUGAUAAGCUGUCAAUGAUUCAACGAAAAUCUGAACUUCCGCAUAGUCAGAGUACUCUUCGUGCUCUUGAACAACAUCGUCGUCCUGAUGAAUAUUUAAAAACUCAACCGGACAGUUAGAAUCAUUCAUGUAAUAAGCGACAACAACAAUGAUGAUGAAAUCAAUCAAUCAAUCACAGGAAUGAGAAUAAAAAGGAACAGGCACAUAAAAAAAGGGGCUAUGUGUUUUUUCUCCAUAGUAAUUCGCUUUAAUAUCAUCCCGGUCUCUUCGGUGUUAACAACACACACACAUUCACAUGUGCAUAUGCAUAUAUAUACACACAUCCGCAUUAUAAUAAUAUUAAUAAUUAUUAUUAUUACUAAUAUACUAUAUGUUUUAAAGAUUUAGUUUCUGAAGCGUAUAUAAUAAUAAUAAUAAGUAAUUAAAAACAUUCUAUUGCUGGUAGUGUAUCUCUGUUAUCACAAACACACACUCUCUCUCGCUGUCUCACUCACACUAGAGAAAUCAGUUCUCCUUGUUGGUUCACGUUCUCUUCUCUGAUCCUCAACCUGUUUCCUCCCGCCCACGCCACCCUCUUCCACCCUGCUUCUCUUCAUUUCGGAAAUUAAUCAAAAUCUCACUUUCCAUCAAUAUCUUUUUUCCCCACAGUUUAACAGGUUUUCUCUUGUUUAUUUCUUUCUGUGGAUGUCUUGUUGUUUAGUAUAUUUAGACAUUGGUGUGUUUGUAAAAACAACGUCAAAAAAUUUUCUCCGCUUGUCUGUUUUCCUGCUUGCUGACUCACACAUGACACUUGUGUACACAAUGGUUGUUCUUAUUUGUGUGUGUGUUUCAUUUGUUGUAUAUCGAUUACACAUCUUGAUGAUGCUGAUGAUGCUAAUGAUUGGCAAUAUUCAUAGGUCAACUGUAUUUUCGAUGUUGUAAAAAUACUACUACUAAUAAUAAUAACCAUAACAACUUGAAUAUUGAGCAGACUAGUUCGUAGCUGAAAUCAUCAUUCUUAGGGUUUUUCUCGUUAUCAUUUACACACACACACCUAUAUACUACUCACAGACUAAUUAAUCAUCAGUAGUACUUUUAGAGUUGUUUUUUUUGUCUUUAGUAUCUCUCUAAAUGUUCAUCGUUUUCUUUUCCUCCUGUUCAGUGUGUAAAUGUGUGGGUGUGUUUGUGCGCGCGCGUGUUCGUGAAUCCCUCGGUUAUUGUAUUGUGUGUGUGUCUGUGUGUGGGCGUGUCGGGGGGGUAUUUUGAUUACUACUACGACAUUUAUAUUAAUGUAUACAUCUACUAUACACAUCUUUAUCAGUAGGAGUGCUCUUUUACAAGGAUAAUAUUACAGCCCCACCCCACCCCCAAAACUCUUUGAGCAAUAUACAGUAUGAAAUAUGUGAAAGAAGUUUUUCCAAAAAUUUGAUUUCCCAUUUUGUUGUUGUUGUUUUCUUCUCCUCUUCUCCGAUUUGUCUGUCAUUUGACAGAACAUGGAUAGAUAGAUAGACAGACACACUUACAACGUAGACAUUCUUUGCAUAUUGUUACAAAAUCAAAGUUAGACACAUUUGGAAGCUAGUCACAUGUGGCAAAUUUUCAUUGCUUUUUGAUCCUUUUUGAUCUAUCCUUUCUUUCCUCGUGAUUGAUUGAUUGAUUGAUAAUUUCCCGUGUGUGUGUGUGUGUGUAUGUGUAUGACAACACUCUGUAACACUCCUUUUAUUAUUGCUAAUAUUUUGUUCUCAGGUCUCUAGUUCCUUCGUUCCUGAUAUCUGUGUGUCUGGUUUGUGUGUGUGUGUGUGUGUUACAGUACACCUGCUUCUUUGACAGCAGAGAUAUGUGAUCUCUUUUUUCAUCUUUGAUCUGCCAUGUUUUACUCCCUCUCCCUCUUUCUCUCUGGGCGCAUAGUUUAUCUUUUUUUAAUGUAGCAUUUUCUUCAUGUAUGUAUGUAUGUAUGUGUAGGAGUUUCUCCUGUUCUCUUUCUUUGUUCGAUAUCGUUUCUUUCUUCUGUGGUGGAAUACCAUUUCUCACUCUUUUUUUCACCUUCCUCGUGUUUAUUGUCAUGAUUAUUGUGUUCUACAGUGUUUGUGUGUGUGUGCGUGAAUGUACACAUUUACUUUCCCUUUUUUCUUUCAAUUCCUUCGUCUUCUUCCUCUUCAUUCCUACUUUCCAGUGAGAAAUAUUCAUUCACCACCUCAUAUACAUGUGUGUAUUAAUCAUUUGUAUUCAAAAAUAAACGAAAUAUAAAUACAUCUAUAUAUAUAUAUAUAUAUAUAUAUAUAUAUAUAUCUGCAUCUAUUUCCAUUUAUUUAUCUC
Trichobilharzia szidati is the source of this 4216-nucleotide messenger RNA. NCBI's taxonomy places the organism in Eukaryota, Metazoa, Platyhelminthes, Trematoda, Strigeidida, Schistosomatidae. The record is from the annotation of a GenBank genome assembly.